CCGGGCCGGGCCUGGGGCGUGCGCCGUGCGCCGUGCCUGGGCUGCUCCAGCCGCUCUCCCGGCUCCUGGCGCUCGGCUGCAGCUCGGCCGUGCCUGGGCUGCUCCCGCCGCUCUCCCGGCUCCUGGCGCUCGGCAGCAGCUCGGCGGGGCUCCCGGGCGUGGAGCGGCGUCGCGGCCGCCGGUGGUAGCGGGGCCCUGGAGGACGCGCUGUGGGCUUGGAGGCGGGCGCGGGUGGCCCGGGGCUCGCACGGGCAGCCCGGCCCGGUGGGUUCAGUGUUCUCGUCCCUCGGCCCCUCCGUCCCCAGCCUGGCAGGGGACGGGCAGAGAAAUAAAAUGCUCGGUAACGCGCACUGACGCUGUCCAUCGGCGAGGCGUCGGCAUAGAGGCGUGCUAAGCAUGGAGGGAGAUGAAGAGGAGGACUAUAUGUCUGAUUUAUUUAUUAAACAGGAUGUCAGGCCAGGCUUGCCCAUGGUGAGGCGGGUGAAGGAAGCUAUUCAGAAAGAAGAAAAGCAAAAAGAAGCCAAUGAGAAGAACAGACAAAAAAGCAUAAAAGAAGAAGAAAAAGAGAGACGUGACUUGGUACUGAAAAGUGCAUUGGGCAAUGAGAACAAAGGCUUUGCUUUGCUCCAGAAGAUGGGCUACAAGAGUGGCCAGGCCCUUGGCAAAAGUGGAGAAGGCAUUGUUGAACCUAUUCCUCUGAACAUAAAAACAGGCAGAAGUGGGCUUGGUCAUGAGGAACUAAAAAAGCGAAAAGCUGAAGAAAAACUGGAAAACUAUAGACAAAAGCUCCAUAUGAAAAAACAAGCAAAUGAACAAGCUGCAGAUCAGUUCAGAGUAAGAUUCAAAACCAAACAAGAAGAACGUAAGAUGGAAGGAGACCUGCGAAAAAGCCAGAGGGCCUGCCAGCAAUUAGAUAUGCAAAAAGAUAUUGAUGUUCCCAAGGAGACUUGGUUUUGGAUAGAAUCUGAAGAGGAAGACAAAAAGGAUGAGGAAGAAAAGGAAGAUGAAUGCACAAGCUCAGACUUAAGUGUAUCAGAAAAGCUACACAUCCUGACAGCCUAUUUGAGAGAGAAGCACUUCUAUUGCAUUUGGUGUGGAACAACCUAUGAAGACUCUGAAGAUUUAUCUUCAAACUGUCCUGGAGACAGUGCUGCAGAUCAUGACUAAAGCCAGUCUAAAGGAAGAAGCCCUAGAUAAAGAUGCCUAAAUACCAGCCUGGUUUUGCUUACUAUCUUAGACUUGGUGGGGAAAAAAAAGCUUGUGAAACAUGACAGUGACAUAUAUAUUAUAUUCUGGUAUAUAUAAAGGUGCAUAUUUUCCGUAAUUAGAUCAUGAUGGUGGGUUUUCAUUUUCAUUUUUUUACAUAAAAAUACAUUUUAAUAGACCUGUUACCAUUUAUAAAAAGUUAAUGCUGACAUAUACAAAUACUAUGCAGGAAGAAUAUAUCAAAAACUACUGGGACAAACUCAGUAUUACUUAACAGCAAGAAAGUAAUGAUACUACUUUGGUCUGUCCAAAAACUGUAAAGGAAAUGCAGCCAAGAGAUUGCCACAUAUCAAUUUUCCUAUUAUUAAUAGUUUCACAGAAUUGUUUAGGUUAGAACAGACCUUAAAGAUCAUCAAGUCCAACAAUAUGUCAAUUUUAUCCCAACAGACUAAAGAGAAGAAAAAGAAGAAAUAGUAGCAUUUUGUCUGUAAGGAUAUGUAGUUUCUCACAGAUCUUGACCACUGCAAAGAAAUACUAAUUAGUCUAGAGUAGUGAAAUAUUUUAUGAAUUCCAGUCAAGGAUAAGGUUAGGAAAGCCCUGAUGAAAUUCAAUCUGGCCAGGGAUGUCAAGAAGAUCAGACUCAAAAAAAAUCUAAAGAACCUAGAGGUGCACUAGUCCAUGGGACCUGCUGCCAUGCAUCCACUGGUCCUGAGGGAACUGGCAAAUGAAGUUUCCUGAGUUGGCCUUGUUCAGCCUGGAGAAGAGGAGGCUCCAGGGAGACCUUGGAGCAGCCUUUCAGUACCUAAAGGGGGCUGCAAAGAGAGCUGGAGGGAGACUUUUUCCCAAGGGCAUGUAGUGACAGGACAAGGGGAAAUGGCUUUGAAGUGAAAGGCUGAGAUUAGAUAUUAGGAAGAAAUUCUUUAUGGUGAAGGUGGCGAAGCACUGGAAGAGGUUUCCCAGAGAAGCUGUGGAUACCCCCUCCCUGGCAGUGUUCAAAGCCAGGCUGAACAAGACCUUGAGUAAUGUCAUCUACUGGGAAGUGUCUCUGCCGAGGGCAGGUGGGUUGAAACUGGGUGAUCUUUAAGGUCCCUUCCAACCCAAACCAUUCUAUGAUACUAUAAAUGUGACUCAUGAUAAAGAGAAAAAAAGAAAGCAGUAAGGCCUUAAAAAAGUAUGUACAAUCACAUUCUUAUUUAGCAAUAAAUACUUGCACCAGAACAUCAGUAAUUUCUUUAAGAAUACAAAUACACUCAUUCGUAUUAUCUCUUUCAGAGAAGUCACCCACUUUUAAUCCAUUUAACAUUUCAGAAAAAGCAUACAGUACUUCACAUAUUACUUAUUUUUUGCUUUGAAAUCUCUGCUCAUUUGCCAUUACUCAAGUGAGCAGAGAUUUCGAAGCAAAAAAUUAGGUAAUAUGUGAUGGCCCCAUGUCAGUGAACAGUUUGACAAGACAGAGCUCAAAGACAAUGAAGGCCCAAUGUGCCUGUCUUUUCACUCUGCUCCCCGCACCACACAGUACUUCAAGUUCAGGCGAGGCUGAACUCUGAAGGAUAUAAAAGAAGAGUAGCAGAGAACCUGCUGUUCCUUUUUGUGGUACACACCAGAGGUACUCAGUACAGUUAUUAAGGGUCAGGCAUGCCUCAGUAUUACAGUAAGGGACUAAAACCUAGAAGCAUGGGAACGUUUAAAGUACUCUCUCAGCCUAGGAUUUCCAGUGGUUACUACUGAGGCAAUUGAAGAAUUUUCCUGUAUUAAUAGCACCGUGGACGUUCCUUUCCAAAAAAGAUAACCAUCAAAACCUAAAGUUUUCAAAAAUUGAGGUUUGUUCUAAAUUAGAUGUCCUAGAAGCUGAAUACUUAACAUUUAAAUUCUUAAGAAAUCCUCAUUUUACAAAUUUAAAAUCUAGACCACUGAAGCUGCUAGGUCAUCAGCAGCUGUGAAGAGAUAAGAAAGCUCACCUCAAAGUACUGAAAUUCAGUGAAGAAUAACACCUUUUCCUAGUACCUUUUCUGCCAAAACUAGUCUUGUUAAUAAUGGGAGCAUUCCAGUAAUUAUUAACAAUAUCACUGAACAAAACAGAAAGGUUUGAGUCACAUAGCACCUGACAGCACUUCUUCCAUGGAAAACAAUAGAUAACCUUAAGGGAUAAUGGAUGCAGCACAUGCAGGGAUUUGCUACAACCCAGUUAGCGCUUUACCACAUCAACAUAAUCUUUGAGGGGAAAAGGACUAGGUUCUAUUACUUAUUGUACAAAAUAGUCCAGCUCAUCCAAAACCUA
Poecile atricapillus (Black-capped chickadee) is the source of this 3484-nucleotide messenger RNA. It is a transcript of the gene GPATCH11, whose product is annotated as G-patch domain containing 11. Lineage: Eukaryota; Metazoa; Chordata; Aves; Passeriformes; Paridae. The record is from RefSeq and is a predicted model, not a curated record. The transcript is spliced from 9 exons. The coding region runs from base 397 to 1167 and encodes 256 amino acids. Gene Ontology annotation, molecular function: nucleic acid binding. Gene Ontology annotation, cellular component: kinetochore.